AUGCAUGUCGGGGUGCGCCGGGCCCCGGUGCCGCCGCCGGGCUUGCUGGUGUGCCUGCUCUUGCUGGUGCUUGGCGCGGCGCACCACGUCGUGCUCGGCACAGGUGCGAGCACGCACCUCUGCAUGUCGCCCUUCUUGCUGUUCAAGGACUGGCGCUUCCAUCAGGCCGGCCCGCUCGGGCUGGCCGAGCCGCCGGCCACCCUGCUGGCCCGCUUCCCCAUCUACCCCUCUUCCAAGGUGGACGUCUUCUCCCAGCUGUCCAUGGACUUUGACGCGGCGCCGGAAUUCCGCCUCGGGCCCUUCUUCAAUCCCCUCUACCCCCAGUGGAACAUGGAACCCUUCAAGUCGCUGGAAAACGUGAACGGCACGCCGAUGCUCAUCCCGUCGACCACGGCCGGCCGCGACCCGGCGCUUCUGGUCGUCGGGCAGACCUAUGUCGAACUGCUGACCGAGAGCAGGAGCGUGCUCUACUCCUCGCCCCUGCGCUUCCUGGCCGGGCUCGCCAUCGGCCCCGAUGAGGUCUUCCUCCUGCUGGCCAUCGAGGAUGACAGCUUGACCGUGGUGCACCUGGCCGCCGAGCCAGAAGAUGUGUCCUUCGAGGAGGUGGACCUGGACGGCCUGACGGCCAGCCAGGUGGAGGCCGUGCCCGCGGCCGCCACAGGCUCCGGGCUGGGGUUUUACGUCUGGCAGGGCCGGCUCCUGGCACAUUUGGAGGUCACCGGCGACGAGGUGUCGGUGAAGAGGUACUCGAUGGGGCCGGACCAGGCGGGCAUCGUGAAGCUCUUCCCCGGGCACCUGUCCAGCAGGGCGCCCGGUGCCACGGGCGUCGAUGACCUGGUGCUCCUGCGCGACGACCGCACCUGGGAGGUGUAUGUGGGCGUGGUCGGCAGCAUGCUGGGCACGGCUGCCCUGACUCCGGCCGCCUCCUUCGCCCACCCGGCGGACGCCACGCUCCAGGGGCGGAUCCUGGGGGUGUCGUCCACCGAGACCCCGGGCCCGGUGCGGGAGCUCUACUGGCUGAAUGCCGCGGAGCCGGAGCCGGGCCGCCCGCGCCUGUGGCGCCUGGAGCUGACGGCCACCGGCCAGCUGGGCAGCCUGAUGCCGGUGCUGCUGCCGACCUCGAGCGCGAUCCAGGUGGGGCACUUCCAGCCGGCCAUGCUUCGCACCGGCCCCAGCACCAUGAGCCUGGCCCUGGUGGACAACACCCGGGCCUACUUCAGCCAGGAGGACUUUCUGUGCCCUGUGGACCGGUCGAUUGACUGCUCGCCGAGCUCCGUGCUCGGCUGGCAGUGCGCCCCCGGCCAUGUCCUCAGCCCGCAGGAUAGCCACUUGCGCCUGUGUGCUGCCUGUGACCGUGGCUUCUACUUGGACCCCCUCGCCGGGCCGGGCGGCCACAUGUGCAGCGCGUGCGCUGGUGACAUGUGCCUGUCGUGCAAGCCGGGACUCCUGCUGCAGGUUCUCUCCCCCUGGAAGAGCGCCUGCGUGGAGACCUGCCCCCAGGACUGGGUCAUCAACGGGGACUUCUGCCUGCCGGAGGAGACCUGGGCCAGCCCGAUCCACCAGUCCACACUCUUCCCCUUCACACUGGGCGAUAGCGACCCCACUCAGCCCAUGAACAUCCUGAUGCCGACCACGCUCAGCGCCUCGCUGGGUGGCCAGCCAAUGUUGGACAUGACCAUCGCCACCGGCACCCCGCACAGUGGCUAUCUCAGCUUCUCGCAAGGCAGGACCGAUGCCCUGCACCUCGUCCAUCAAACCAACCAGUUGUCCCCGCUGCGGAGCAUCCGCCUGCCCUCCUCGCAUCCGGCCGCCGACUUCCAGGUGGAUGGGGCCUUGGAGUUUGUGCUGGCCCCGGCCCAAGGGCUGCCCCUGGUGGGCCAGGCCUUCUGCCAUGGGGGUGGUCUGAGCAUCGUCUGGGCCACUUGCUCGUCGCCUGCCACCCAGGGCCAGAGCCGGUGCGACGCGAGCUUCACCAAGCAGGAUCUGUCUAUCGGCACGUGCACCGGCCUGCACCGGGUGUCCGACAGCGCGUUUGCCGCCUCCCUGAGCUCCGCAGGCAUGGUGCUGGUGGACAUGUCGCUGCGCCCGCCGACCGUGCACCACCUUCGCCUGGUCCAGCAGGACACACGCAUGGCGGGCUUCGCCUGGCCCGGCUACCAGGGCCGGCCCCGGGUGGCGGCCCGCAUGGCCGACUUCCACGCCGCCGACCAAUUCCCCAACCUGGCCGUCCUGGCGGUGGACCUGCUGCAAUCGGAGGACCCGCGCGCCGAGGCGGCCCUCCUGGGCCCGGUGACCCAGGACCCGGCCACGAACCGCCUCGAGCCGGUGGUCGUCCCCACCCCCGGCCGGGACAGCGCGUCCGAGCUCUUCCUCACGGGGCUGACCCCGGGCAGCGCGUUGGACGAGGUGGUCUGGCGGGCGGUGCACAUACCAAUCGGCGGCGCGCCGCUCCAUGGCCGGACCUCGGACCUGCAUGGCCCGGCGCUGGACCUCGCCAACCUGCCCUCGUCCGUGGGCUGGCACAAGGUCCUGCCCCUGGACCUGGGCCUGCCCGGCUUCCCCGGGGGCCUGGUCCUGGUCACCCCGGACGCCAUCUGGCUCUCGGUGCUGGGCUGCCCGCCCGGCGCUCGGAUAUGCGUCCUGCGGAAGCCCACAAAGGUGACAUACGACGCCCCCCUUUCCUGGCCCUCGAACAUGGGCCCGAUCCGGCUGCCGGGCCAUUUGCAGCCGGUCACCCCGCUGGGCGGGCCCCUGGCCGGGCAGACUGCCCUGGAGCAGGUGCAUCUCAUGCUCCACGCGCCCGGCUUCACGCCCACGGGGCUGGGCCUCGGCAUGGACCGCUGCCCGGGCGGGACCUUCGGCCCUGACUGCCUCCCCUGUGCCGAGGUGUGUGCCACGUGCACCGGGCCAGACCCGGAGGAUUGCACGGCCUGCUGGCUGGCCCUGCCCGACGACCCGCAAGGGUGUGUGAGCACCUGCCCGCCGGGCCUGCGCCCGGACCUGGCCCUGGGCCUGUGCCAAUGUCAGAUGGAUUGCGCCGGCUGCCACCUGGACCCCGGCGGGUCGGGGCAGUUCAUUUGCCACGCCUGCCCGCCGGGGAUGGCUCUGCCCGUGGCCCAGCCGCUGCCCUCCCAGUGCCACGCGUGUCACUCCUCCUGCAGCGAGUGCCACCUCCCGGGCGACCCCGGCGCGUGCAGCGCCUGCCCCGAGGGCAAGGCGCUGCACUCGGGCCAGUGUGUGCCCCGCUGCCCGGCCGGCAUGACCGCCGAUCCGGCCCAGCGCCUGUGCAUCCCCUGCCCGGUGCCUGGCUGCCUCCGGUGCGGCGACACCCAGUGGGAUGUCUGCGACGCCUGCCAGCCGGGGGACUUCUUGGAUGCCGGCACCAACCGGUGUCUUUCCUGCGAUCCGUCGUGCGUGGACUGCAGCGGCUCCGCUGCCUGCACCACCUGCCGGAGCAACUUGGUAUUCCUGGCGACCGAAAGCUCGACGCCCUCGCUGUGCGGCAGCACCUGCGCCCCGGGCGAGUAUGUCGGCGCUGGCCGAUGCGCCGCGUGCGAUGGGUCUUGCGCCCUGUGCGCCCAGGCGGCCGACCGGUGCCUGGUGUGUGCGGCCGGCUUCCGCUGGUCCGGCCCCGCGCCGGCGGCCGGCGCCACCGCCGCAUGCGUCCCCUGUGAUCCUGGGUGCGCCUCCUGCAGGGCGGACGGCUGCCUGGUGUGCGGGGCCGGCCUCGUGCUGGGCCCCAACGGGCAGUGUAUCGCCGACUGUCCGGCCGGGAUGUUCAGCAACGGCGAGUCGUGCCAGCUGUGCGACGUCAGCUGCCGGACGUGCGCCGGCGGCGGGGCCGACCAGUGCACCGGCUGCGGCACGGGGCUGGAGCUUGUCGAGGCGGCCCCCGGCGUGGGGACCUGCGUGUCCGGCUGCCCGGCGGGCCAGUACCGUGCCGGUGUUGAAUGCCUGCCCUGCGACGCGGCCUGCGCCACGUGCAACGGCCCAACCGAUAAGGACUGCUGGCAGUGCGCCGGGGCC
Messenger RNA from Fonticula alba, 4026 nucleotides. RefSeq lists its product as hypothetical. The transcript is spliced from 2 exons. The annotation marks the transcript as partial. NCBI's taxonomy places the organism in Eukaryota, Rotosphaerida, Fonticulaceae. The record is from RefSeq and is a predicted model, not a curated record. Gene Ontology annotation, molecular function: 2 iron, 2 sulfur cluster binding. Gene Ontology annotation, biological process: P450-containing electron transport chain.